This is a messenger RNA of Dermochelys coriacea (leatherback sea turtle), 3380 nucleotides long. RefSeq names its product cannabinoid receptor 1 (gene CNR1). The coding region runs from base 415 to 1836 and encodes 473 amino acids. NCBI's taxonomy places the organism in Eukaryota, Metazoa, Chordata, Testudines, Dermochelyidae. The record is from RefSeq and is a predicted model, not a curated record. Gene Ontology annotation, molecular function: cannabinoid receptor activity. Gene Ontology annotation, biological process: G protein-coupled receptor signaling pathway. Gene Ontology annotation, cellular component: membrane. The transcript has 2 exons.
CACACACUCAGCCGGGGCCGGGCACGCAGCAGCUGCAGCCGCAGAGGAGGAGGAGGAGGAGAGGGGGGGGCGGCGGCGGCUUCCUCCCAGCCGGGGCAGGAGCAGCACAUGGAGAGCAGCGCCCGGCGCGCUGCCUGAGCCUGCCCGCUGCCCUUCCCCAGCUCCCAGCCCUGCCUCCUCUCCUCUCCUCUCCCCGGCGCCCCCGGCCCGGCCCGGCCGGGGCGGCCCGCGUGCUCCCUGCUGGAGGGCGGGAGCGCGUCUCAGUCCCGCGGAGGAGCCGCCGCGCCGCUUGGCAAGAGCACGAGGCAGGCGAGAGGGAGCAGCGCCCCGGGGCAGGAGCCGAUGUGAGGGGAUUUCCUCACAUGUAUUUUUUCCCAAGUCUCUUUGAAUCCUACCUAAUACAAGACUGGGGUUAUGAAGUCGAUCCUAGAUGGCCUCGCAGACACGACUUUCCGAACAAUUACAACAGAUCUUCUUUACAUGGGUUCCAACGAUAUCCAGUACGAAGAUAUUAAAGGUGAUAUGGCCUCCAAACUAGGAUACUACCCACAGAAAUUCCCCUUAUCUUCCUUCAGGGGUGAUCCUUUCCAAGAAAAAAUGACUGCAGGAGAUGAUCCCCUAUUAAGUAUCAUUCCAUCGGAUCAGAUCAAUAUUACAGAUUUUUACAACAAGUCCCUAUCCACUUUCAAGGAUAAUGAGGAGAAUCUACAAUGUGGGGAGAACUUCAUGGAUAUGGAGUGCUUUAUGAUUCUAAACCCCACCCAGCAGCUGGCCAUUGCAGUGCUGUCCCUUACCCUGGGCACCUUCACCGUUCUGGAGAACCUUCUAGUGCUGUGUGUUAUCCUGCACUCUCGAAGCCUCCGGUGCAGGCCCUCCUACCAUUUCAUUGGCAGCUUGGCAGUGGCUGACCUCCUGGGCAGUGUAAUUUUCGUCUACAGUUUUGUUGAUUUCCAUGUUUUCCAUCGAAAAGACAGUCCUAAUGUGUUUCUGUUCAAGUUGGGUGGAGUUACAGCCUCAUUCACUGCCUCAGUAGGCAGCCUUUUCCUUACUGCAAUAGACAGGUACAUAUCUAUACACAGGCCACUAGCUUACAAAAGAAUUGUUACCAGACCAAAGGCUGUCGUAGCAUUCUGUGUGAUGUGGACCAUAGCUAUCGUAAUAGCUGUUCUUCCUCUGCUCGGCUGGAACUGCAAAAAACUCAAUUCUGUUUGUUCAGACAUAUUCCCUCUCAUUGAUGAGACCUAUCUAAUGUUCUGGAUUGGGGUCACCACUGUACUCCUGCUGUUUAUUGUGUAUGCCUAUAUGUACAUAUUGUGGAAGGCUCAUAGUCAUGCUGUUAGAAUGAUUCAGCGUGGCACUCAAAAAAGCAUAAUAAUUCAUACCACAGAGGAUGGUAAAGUACAUAUUACUAGACCUGAUCAAACUCGUAUGGACAUCAGGUUAGCCAAAACCUUGGUCCUUAUUCUGGUGGUUUUAAUCAUAUGCUGGGGUCCUCUACUUGCAAUUAUGGUGUAUGAUGUCUUUGGGAAAAUGAACAAACUCAUCAAGACUGUCUUUGCAUUCUGUAGCAUGCUCUGUUUGAUGAAUUCAACAGUGAAUCCCAUCAUCUAUGCUCUAAGAAGCAAGGACUUGAGACAUGCUUUCCGGAGCAUGUUUCCACCCUGUGAAGGGACUACGCAGCCUCUUGAUAACAGUAUGGAGUCUGACUGCCAGCACAAACAUGCUAACAAUGCAGGUAAUGUUCACAGGGCAGCUGAAAGCUGUAUUAAGAGCACAGUUAAGAUCGCCAAAGUGACCAUGUCUGUCUCCACAGACACAACUGCAGAGGCAUUGUAAAUCAAAGCCCUCUCAACGUUGUAAGAAUAGAAGUUUGUUUUAAACUAACAAAAAAUACAUGACUUACAGCUUUUGUUCCCUCACCUGUAACAUUUAAGUUUGUCAUAAUAAGCUAUACAAUGAUUGUUUUAAGAAUCAUUGCCAUUGGCCAAUCCUCCAAGUUUAACAAUUAGGGAUUCUAACUACUUUAAAAAAAUAAAAGUUUUAAAUUAAAGAAAGUGCUCAUUGAAUAAUAAAGUAUAAAACUCUGGCAGAACGUACAGAAAAUGUCAAACUAGCAACAAUUCCUUCAGAAGUUAUUGAGGGUAGAGUGGAGGAGAAUCUGAAAACUUGUGAAACCUAACUGAAAACUAAAACACCCUAAAGCCAUGUCAUCAAAUAAGAAAAAGCCUUGUAAUCAUAAUGUUGAUUCCAUUGUGAAAUGUAUUAAAUGUCUGUAAGUCAUAGAAGUUUUCAUUUCUUUCCAAAAGCAGCAGUACUAAGUUUUAGAGGUUCUGUAAAAUGUGUUGUGUCCUGUGCAACGUAUACUGUUUUAUUACUUGUUACUGAUAUUUGUCUAACUAAACCAAGUGAUAACGUAAACUUGUGUGGAAAUAAUGUGAAAUAUGUGUUAUGUAAACCCCAUUGAAAAUACCUUCUGUAUUUGAAGCACUCCUAUGAGCUAUUUUGGAAAUUUUACAUGUUUAGUAGGCUUCUGUGGAUUUAGAGGAAAGGCAUUGUACUUCUUCAACUAAAAUUAUUUGACAUUUGAAAUCCCCAUUAAUUUUAACUUUCAUCUGUGUAGAAGAAUAACAGCAACAAGGGAAUAUAGACUAGCACUGCACAGAAAGGAAUGCACUGGUUCAGACUUUUAAAUACCACUACAUUUAUACAUAACAACAUUUAUUGUCUUACGGACUAUGCCUUUCCGGUGGACAUUAUGUAAAUAUGAACGCUAAAAAGAAAAGGUACUGGAUACUGGCUUCUUUAAUUGGCAACUGCUAGCACUGGACCUCUGAAAACAGCAGGCGUCAGAUUCAGUGUAUAAUGUUAUCAUUGUGCAGUUGAUAUAUACUUGAACUGUGCUGUGUUCCAAUAUCCCAGGAUUAAACAGAUUUAAAGCCUGAGAUGCCAAACUCCAGUCUUCACUAAAAAGGAGCAAGUAUUGUCAAAAUUAGACAUUUUUUAUGUUUGAGCGUGCAUAUAAAUAUCUGUGUGUGUGUGUGUGCGCACGCGUGUGUGUACGUAUAGUAAGUAAAUGUGGGUCACAAUAGUAUUACUAAGAUAGGAAACUGUGCCCAAAUGUAAACUAUUUCUUGUUGCACUCUUUGCACAUGAAUUCUGUUCCUAAAAUUGAGUUCUUCCAGCUGAUGAGUGAUGAACAUGCUAAUUGUAAGAUUCAGAACAUACUCGUUGAUCCACAGUGAGAGACUUAUCCAUGUAUUAGAGAAUAGCCUUUUUAGUUUUACUUGAGAACAAGGCAAAAAACAAUCAGGAGGAAAGGGUAAGAGGCAAAAUAUGCCAUGAACAAAAACAGACAACAGAAAAUCAGUAUUUACAGUGUU